AUGGAUCCUGGAGAGUUCAUCUCUCCCAUGGAGACCAUGGACUCGACUUUAGCGGAAUUAGGGGACGAAUUCACUUUGGGAGACAUUGAUGUCCUCCAGCCUCAAGUGCAGAGCAUCAUGACAUCACCACAGCUGCAGCCAGUCACCAUUCAGCAUCAGCGUGUUCUGACCCCAACAGGUCAGACCAUCCAGACUCUCUCCACAGCGCCCACUGCAGUCCACACCAUGCAGCAGCAGGUGCAACAAGUACCGGUUCUGGUCCAGCAGCCUCAGAUUCUUAAGACGGACUCACUGGUCCUCACGACGCUCAAACCAGACGGAACCCAGGUUCUGUCCACCAUGCAGAGCCCUGGAAUCACCACCCUGACCACUCCCAUCCAGAACACGGCUCUACAAGUCCCGACUCUGAUGAGCAGCAACAUUCUGACCACAGUUCCACAGUUCAUGAUGGGAGGAGGAGACAAGCUGCCCAUCAAGCAGCUCCAGCCAGGCUCUGCCCCCUGCGCUGCCGCCGCCAGAACAAGUAUGGACCAGAGCCUGGUGUCGGCAGGAGCGGCAGGGCAAGGAGUCGUGGUGAAGGARGGCGAGAGGAGGACGACCCACAACAUCAUCGAGAAGAGAUACAGAUCCUCCAUCAACGAUAAGAUCGUGGAGCUCAGAGACCUGGUGAUGGGCAACGACGCCAAGAUGCACAAGUCGGGCGUGCUGAGGAAAGCUAUUGACUACAUAAAGUACCUGCAGCAGGUCAACCACAAACUACGACAGGAGAACCUCUCCCUCAAGAUGGCCAACCAGAAGAACAAGCCUGUGAUCCUGUCCGAAGACGUCGACCUCAAGCAGGAGGGAGUGAUGAUGUCUCCUCCGGCCUCGGAUUCCGGCUCCAGCUCCCCGCACCAGUUCUCUCCGUACUGCGUCGACUCUGAGCCGGGCAGCCCCUUACUGGAUCACCAUCAGGUGAAGAGCGAGCCGGACUCUCCCUCCACGGUGGGAGUGAUGGACCGUUCUCGGCUGCUGCUGUGCGCGCUGACCUUCUUCUGCCUGUCUCUAAACCCACUCCCCUCUUUGCUGGGCUCAGAGGACCCGGGUAGCCGCGGCCUGGCGGCAGCCCACGUCCCCACCAGGACGCUUGUCUGGUUUCCAACUCACACUCAGGACUUCGCUUCUUGGCUGCGCUGCCUGUUGCCAUGGGUGAUUGUGUGGGUCCUGAGUGGGGUGGGGGCGCUGUGGGGCUGCGUCAGGGUGUUGUACCUGUGGGAACCCGUCACACCCCUUCACUCUCCCAAAUCUGUGUCCUUCUGGAGGCACCGCAAGCAAGCAGACCUGCAUCUCAACCGGGGAGACUACACGGCGGCGAUGGCCAGCUUGGAGACGUGCCUCUCCGUCUUGACGAGAGCUCUGCCCUCCAGCGGUCUGGACCUGCUCUGCUCCCUGUCCUGGAAUUUGAUCCGCUACUGUCUGCAUCGCCCGGUGCCUUUCGGCUGGCUGGUCCACCAGGUCGGGGGGAAGCACGAGGGAGAAGAGGCGAGGACGAGCUCGAGAGACGCAGCGUUGGUUUAUCACCAGCUGAGCCAGCUGCAGCUCACAGGUCUGGGGAACAAAGUGAAGCGCAGAAUCGGAUUUGGCCAMUCGGAGACCAAGCAGAUCCCCGACUGCCUGCGCUGGCUCUUCACGCCGCUCGGCCGGCAGUUCUUCCUGAGCUGUGAUUGGUCGGUGAAGUCGAACAGCAGCGAUGAAGUGUUUACUUCUCAAAGAGACCCGGCCGACCCCGUCGCCCAGCUGCACCGCUGCUUCUGCAGGAAGCUUCUGGAAAGAGCUGUUCACACCCUCAUCCAGCCGCAGAGCRACGCCGACGCAGGCGGCUGCAAGAACAACUUGGGUGAAUUCUCCAAUGCUCUGGAGUUCCUGGAGUUGCUGAACAGCUGCACAGAGGACUCUCCUUCUCCACCCACCCCMUUCACGACUCCUCCCUCUCACACCGCCAUUCCAGUGGGCGACCCGGUGAGCCGCUGGUGGGCUCUGGUGCUGAAGGCGGCUGUUCAUUGGCUGCAGGGCGAUGAUGUCGCAGUGAGGUCCCUGUUGGCAGAAGCGGAGCGGAUGCCGAGAGCUCUGCUCAUUCUUGACCACCCGCUGCCCAAAGCCGUUCUGCUGCUCUGCAAGGUGGUCCAGACGAGCCUGUCUCCUCUGAAGGGGGACGGCGUGGCGGCCUGCCUGUCUCACUGCGACCGCUCCAGCAGCUACCUGCGCUCCAGCAUCUCCGUGCCGCCCGGCCCGUCCGGRAACUGGCUCAGCAAGGGGGUGGAGCUUCUCGUUUGUGAUCUGCUGCUGACGUUACGGACCAGUUUAUGGCAGCGAGGAGGCAGCAGCAACGGAGAGCCGGGUCCGGCCCCCGGAUCCCAGCUGGCCGGUUUCCAGAGGGACCUGAGCGCGCUCAGGAGGCUCACACAGUGCUACAGACAGGCACAACACAAGGUUUUCCUUCAUGAGACCACGGUGCGGCUGAUAGCGGGAGCCAGUCCCACCAGGACGCACCAGCUGCUGGAGCACAACCUGCGGCGCAGGACCAACGGCUCGUACUCAGCUGAUGGCGAGUGCGUCGUCGGGGAGCGGGAGCGAGCUCACGCCAUCCUCCUGGCCUGCCGCCACCUGCCCAUGCCCCUGCUGACCCCGCCGGGUCACCGGGCCCGCCUGCUGGCCGAGGCCAAGCGGACGCUGGAGCGGGUGGGCGACCGUCGGUCGGUGCAGGACUGCCAGCAGAUCCUGCUGCGCCUCAGCGGGGGAACCACCAUCGCUGCUUCCUGAAGACAAAAAGAGAGAAACAAAGCUGAAACUUUUGUUUUCAUGCUGAACAAAAAAAACAAACGAACGGAAUAGGGAAAACAGCUGAUGACCUAGGAUUGAAAUGUAUGAUCCCUGCACAUUUUCUAAUUUAUUGUUACAGUGCUACGGCUCCACCGUCUGGACAGUAGUGGUACUGGCAGCCUCCUUUUUAAACCAUCGAAACAAUCAGGAGCUACAUCAGAAUUUAGCUUCUUCAUUCGGAAACGAGCCCACAAAUGGAUCCAGAGGAAACAAUCCAGGUCCAGAGAAACAGGACAACGCAUCACAAGCUGAUGCAGUGCAGAUCAGUUUUAGGAGAUGAAAGUCUUUCAGUCAUUAUCGGCAGGCGGUGAUGAGCGGUUAAAUUGCUGCCUCCUUUUUAAUUUGCAAGCUCCCCAGAGAGCGGAGGAGACCGGCUCCUUUUAACCGUGCAGCGCCGAGUGUUGUGUCGUCUUAAUCUACCUCAAACACUGUGCAGUGGCAGCACUGUUCCACGCAGCAACAUAUAGGAAAAUGAAGCACACGAGUUGGGCUCAAAUUCGACUCUUUUACUCAACUCUGCAGACCCGUUUGAACUCGGAUYGUGGGAUUCUGUGACGUCUGCAGAUGUYGAGAAAACGAAUUCCGUUUUUAGUAAAACACAAUUAAGCAGAUUAUUGCGUUCGAUAUAGUAGYUGUAUAUAGUAGUUGUAUAUAGCAGUAGAUUAAAAAGACGACGUUCUUUGCUUGAGGCGAUGCGCAUURACGCGUCGGUGAGGCGAGGUCAACCGUCUGASCCUUCCGGCGAAUCRCGUCGCUGCAGCGCGACGGUUCCCUGGAAGUGAGGACCAUCUGAAAGCUCUCGAGCAAAACGGCCUUUAUGUUCUGUACAAAGCAAAUAUUUUCUUAUGUUGUAUCAUUUAA
This is a messenger RNA of Poecilia reticulata (guppy), 3720 nucleotides long. NCBI's taxonomy places the organism in Eukaryota, Metazoa, Chordata, Actinopteri, Cyprinodontiformes, Poeciliidae. The record is from RefSeq and is a predicted model, not a curated record.